ACACCACCAUCCCCCACCGGCCACCACUUCUGCUCCGCGUCCGCUUUUCAGCUCUCCACCGCUAUCUCGCACGUCGCUCCCCAAAUCAUCCCAUCCUACGCCCGCGGCCGUGGCACCGAAUCCAGAAGCGUCUAGAAGGGGGAGGUGGUCGCCCAUGACCGUCUGACCGGCCGUCGCCAUGGGAUGCGCUGGAUCCACUCCAAAGACUGACGAUAAUGGUAAGAAUUUGAAGAAACCAAAGCCUUGGAAGCACACCCAAGCAAUAACGCCGGCACAACUCAGACAGAUGCGUGAUGAAUUUUGGGACACUGCUCCUCACUAUGGUGGACAGAAAGAGAUUUGGGACGCACUUAGAGCCGCUGCAGACUCUGACCUAGCGCUUGCGCAAACCAUAGUGGAUAGUGCUGGCAUCAUCGUAUCGAAUUCUGACAUGACACUUUGCUACGAUGAAAGAGGUGCCAAAUAUGAGCUUCCAAAGUACGUUCUAAGCGAGCCAACAAACUUGAUCAGGGACGGUUGAAUUGAUAAAAUAAACGUGGGGUCCAAUGUAAAUUAUGUGGAUCACAUUAUUAUACUGACAUCACGUUGGCAUGAUUUUGGAACUUCAAUAAUAUUAUGAUGUGCUAGAUUCUGAUUUUA
Messenger RNA from Zea mays, 639 nucleotides. RefSeq names its product ubiquitin domain containing 1. Bases 179 to 520 code for a protein of 113 amino acids. The record is from RefSeq and is marked provisional. The transcript has 4 exons. NCBI's taxonomy places the organism in Eukaryota, Viridiplantae, Streptophyta, Magnoliopsida, Poales, Poaceae.